AUGGAACCAGAGAAUCAUACCUAUUUCUCAGAAUUCCUCCUCCUGGGCCUCUCAGAUGAUCCAGACCUGCAGCCUCUCCUCUUUGAACUCUUUCUCUCCAUGUAUUUGGUGACUCUAAUUGGGAACCUGCUCAUCAUCCUGGCUGUCAGCUCUGAUUCCCACCUCCACACACCCAUGUACUUCUUCCUUUCCAAUUUGUCCUUGGCUGACAUCAGUAUCAGCACCACCACUGUCUCCAAGAUGCUAGUAAACCUCCAGACACACAACAAAACUAUCAGAUAUGCAGGCUGCCUAGCUCAGGUGACCUUUUAUCCUUUUUUUGCCUGUUUGGAGAGUCUACUUCUGACAGUCAUGGCCUAUGACCGGUUGGUGGCCAUCUGUCACCCCCUACACUACCUGAUGAUCAUGAACUCCCGCCUCUGUGGCUUGCUGGUCCUGGGGUCAUUUUCCAUUGGCCUCUUAAACUCCCAGCUGCACUACCUGAUGAUGUCACAGCUCACCUUCUGUGCUGAUGUGAAAAUCCCUCAUUUCUUUUGUGAACUUUCUCAGCUCAUUAGUCUUGCCAGUUCUGACACCUCCACCUAUAACAUAUUAAUCUACUUCAUCGGUACCAUCUUUGGUGGGAUUCCACUCUUAGGGAUCUUUUAUUCUUAUGCUCGAAUUCUUUCCUCCAUUCUGAGAGUCUCAUCAUCGGGAGGGAGGUAUAAAGCCUUCUCCACCUGUGGCUCUCACCUGUCCAUUGUUUGCUUGCUGUAUGGAACAGGCCUUGGGGUGUACCUCAGUUCAGCCAUCUCCUCCUCCCCCAGGAAGGGUGCAGUGGCCUCGGUGAUGUACACUGUGUUCACACCUAUGUUGAAUCCCUUCAUCUACAGCCUGAGGAACGGGGACAUCAAGCGUGCCCUGUGGGGGAUUGUCAGCAGAAUAGUCUAA
Messenger RNA from Sus scrofa (pig), 930 nucleotides. Its product is annotated as olfactory receptor 7E178-like. The record is from RefSeq and is a predicted model, not a curated record. Gene Ontology annotation, molecular function: G protein-coupled receptor activity; olfactory receptor activity. Gene Ontology annotation, cellular component: membrane. Gene Ontology annotation, biological process: G protein-coupled receptor signaling pathway. Lineage: Eukaryota; Metazoa; Chordata; Mammalia; Artiodactyla; Suidae.